This is a messenger RNA of Saimiri boliviensis boliviensis (Bolivian squirrel monkey), 1439 nucleotides long. NCBI's taxonomy places the organism in Eukaryota, Metazoa, Chordata, Mammalia, Primates, Cebidae. The record is from RefSeq and is a predicted model, not a curated record.
UCCUCCCGGCGGCUGCCGUCAGCGCUGCCGCGGCGCCGUGACCUGCGCUAGUGGCGUCUCCUCUCGCAGAUGCCUCGCGGGGCCUCGGAGUCGGGCUGCAGCUGAGGGGCUUCGGAACGGCAGGCCUGUGCGCCGCGACCCGGACCGGAUCUCGGGGUUUCCAGAAGAAAAGACCAAGGGAGAAUUACCAAGAAUAGAUUCUUUUUCUGAAUAGUUAAACCUUUGAUGUCCAUAACCUUGACCCUUCAGACUGCAGAGAUGCAGGAAGGACUUCUGGCAGUGAAGGUAAAGGAGGAAGAGGAGGAACACUCCUUUGGGCCAGAAUCAGGCCUGUCAAGAAAUAACCCUCAUACUAGAGAGAUCUUUCGUCGACGCUUCAGGCAGUUCUGCUAUCAGGAGACCCCUGGGCCCCGGGAGGCUCUUCGAAGACUCCAGGAGCUCUGCCAUCAGUGGCUGAGACCAGAGAUGCACACGAAGGAGCAGAUCCUGGAGCUGCUGGUGCUGGAGCAGUUCCUGACUAUCCUGCCUGAGGAGCUCCAGGCCUGGGUGAGAGAGCACCGCCCUCUGAGUGGAGAGGAGGCAGUGACUGUGCUGGAGGAUUUGGAGAGAGAGCUGGAUGAACCAGGAGAGCAGGUCCUGACCCAUGCUUAUGACGAGGAAGAGUUUGUAAAGGAGAAGGCAACUCCAAGAUCAGCUCAGGAGUCGUCAAAUGGCCAAUUCCAAGCCUUAGAAGAGCAACGUCAGUAUAAUUUGCGAGAGGUGUGCCCAGUUCAGGAGAUGGAUGGCAAGGCUGGGACUUGGAAUGUGGAGUUAGCCCCAAAGAAGGAGAUUUCUCAGGAAGUGAAAUCUCUUGUACAAGUUCCUGGAAAACUGAAUGGUAAUAUUACUCAGAUGCCUGAGUAUGGAGAUAUCUGUGACCAUGAGGGCAGACUGGAAAAGCAAAGGGUGAGCUCUUCAGUGGAGAGACCCUAUAUCUGUAGUGAAUGUGGAAAAAGCUUCACCCAGAAUUCCAUUCUUAUUGAGCACCAGAGAACACACACAGGUGAGAAGCCUUAUGAAUGUGCCGAGUGUGGGAGGGCCUUCAGCCAGCGGUCAGGCCUAUUCCAGCACCAGAGACUGCACACUGGGGAGAAGCGCUACCAGUGCAGUGUUUGUGGCAAAGCCUUUAGUCAGAACGCCGGCCUUUUCCAUCACCUCAGAAUUCACACUGGGGAGAAACCUUACCAGUGUAAUCAGUGCAGUAAGAGUUUUAGUCGACGUUCAGUCCUCAUUAAGCAUCAGAGAAUUCAUACUGGAGAGAGACCUUAUGAAUGUGAAGAAUGUGGCAAGAACUUCAUUUACCACUGCAACCUAAUCCAGCAUCGGAAAGUCCACCCUGUGGCUGAAUCAAGCUAGCUCCUUGGAACAGGCCUCCCUAUACCCUGAGACACAACAAUGUU